CACCAUUUGCCAUAACUAAAUAGUUACCUUGUACAUCAAGUAGGAAGAUUUUUUUUAAUUGGUAGCCCACCGCGCGCAGCGCACAGUUCCAGUUCGUCUGUGCGCUUUGAAUGCAACAACAAUCUCCGUCUCACCUAACAGAUGUGGAUACACCGCUCGGGGUCUGGAGAUCUCUGACAGGACGAUGCUCGGUUGUUUCUGGAUUUAAAAGAGGCGACCCAAGGAGGUGCCCAGCUGAGGUGAAGGGGAGGGCAGAGGACCCCAGUUCAGCCUGUGAGUGGAUGACCUUCACCCGGAAACAGGAUCAUGAUCUGAAGAGGGCGCUGCACGCCAAACCCUGCUCUUCCUCUUCCUCCUUCUCCCUAUCUUUUUUCUUUUCUUUUUUUAAACUAAAGUGGAGAAAAGCCUCCGAGUGAGUGAAGUGAGCGGACAGAAAGCAGGAGAAGAGACAUCUUGACAAGGUAGAAACACGACCGCCAUCCGUGACUGCAACCUCGCCACUCCCCCAGGACCCUCCCACCGUAACACCGGAAACAUGGGGAGGAAAAAGAUUCAGAUUCAGAGGAUCACUGACGAACGCAACAGACAGGUGACGUUCACCAAGCGGAAGUUCGGCCUGAUGAAGAAGGCGUACGAGCUGAGCGUCCUGUGCGACUGCGAGAUCGCCCUCAUCAUCUUCAACCACUCCAACAAGCUGUUCCAGUACGCCAGCACCGACAUGGACAAGGUCCUGCUCAAGUACACCGAGUACAACGAGCCGCACGAGAGCCGGACCAACGCCGACAUCAUCGAGGCUCUGAACAAGAAAGAGCACCGGGACUCUGAGAGCCCAGACCCCGAGGAGCCCUUCUCCCUCACCCCCCGCACUGAGGAGAAAUACAAAAAAAUUGACGAGGAGUUUGAUAAAAUGAUGCAGAACUAUAGGCUGUCAUCCACAGUCCCACAGUCCACCUUCUCCAUGCCCGUCACUGUGCCAGUGUCCAAUCAGAACGCGGCGGCGGCGGCAGCCCUCCAGUUCAGCAACAACCCCGGCGGCGCCCUGGUCACCACCACCUCCUUCGUCACCUCCACCCUCACAGACCCACGCCUCCUGUCGCCACAGCAACCGGCUCUGCAGAGGAACACGGUGUCGCCAGGGUUACCGCAGAGACCAGCCAGCGCAGGUGCUCUGUUAGGAGGAGAUCUGGGGAAUUCAAACGGAGCGUGCCCGAGUCCAGUCCCUAACGGCUACAUCAGUGCCAGGGCCUCCCCGGGCCUCCUCUCCGUAUCCAACGGCAACAGCCUGGGGAAAGUAGUCCUGGCGAAGUCUCCGCCUCCGCCCAGUCCUCAGAUGGUCAACAGCCGCAAGCCGGACCUGAGGGUCAUCACCUCGCAGAGCAGCAAGGGCCUCAUGCUGACAGACGAAGAGCUGGAGUUGGUGACUGAGAAUGCUCAGCGGCUAGGUGGCUCCCAGGUGGCUCAGUCACUCACCACACCAGUGGUCUCAGUGGCAACACCUAGUCUCCUAGCACCCUUCUCUGGAAUGCAGACGGCCUACAACACCGAGUACCUGACGAGCGCAGAUCUCACCGCGCUCCAGACGUUCACACCACCAGGGCUGGUGCCUGGCAACAUGGCUGCCUGGCAACAGCAACCAGCAGUCUCCCAGCAACAACAGCAGCAGCAACAACAGCAACAACAGCCGCAGCAGCUGAGCCUGGCGUCCCUCAGUAACCUGGUCAUGUGGGGUGCAGAGAAACAGAAUGCGGAGAUGGUUAACUGCAUCUCCAAUUUUGCCGCUAACCUGAGCUUGGCCUCUCAGUCCAACUUGCUCUUUGGCAGGGAGGAGGGCCUCUGCUGGCCGGUGGGUCACAUACCUCAGGGCGCUGCACUGACAGUCAACACAAACCCCAACGUCAACAUCAAAUCUGAACCUGUCUCCCCGAACCGUGACCGCAGCACACCCAGCUCCACCUGCGGCGUUGGUGGCGGCGGAAGCCAGGCUCAAGUCCCGGGACAAGGUCUGGUGACGGUCGCCUAUCCUGGCACCCUGCGUCUGGAAACAGGAGGUCAAGGCCGCUCGCCAGUGGAUUCGCUCAGCAGCAAUGGCAGCUCAUACGAGGGCAGCGAUCGGGACGACGGCACCCAGGGACGAAGCGGGGGUCAGGACUUCCAGCACCAUCCCGGAGCCCAACAACCCACCAUGGUCCUGCUGCGGCCCCCUUCGACUGAGCCCCAAGAGCAAGACGGGACCAACGUCAAGAGAAUGAGACUGGACACCUGGGUGACAUGAAGAGGUGGACGGAGAGGGACGGACAGAUGGAGGAUUGAGAUGUGUACUUGUGGCUUGUGUACAUGCCCCCAUCAGCCCUAAAGCCCCCCUGAUCCCCCUUCCCUUUGCAUACACUCAUAUUUAUGUAUACCAGCCAUUGACCCUCUGUCCACAGGAAAUGUCGACCCUGCACUCAUACAGACACGACACAAGCAUGCUUAAACACUCUCAUGUCGCACGUUGGGACACUGACAUGCACUAAGUGUGGAAAUGUGCACAUAUAUUCAAACUCUAAUGUACUUUCACUCACACAAAACCCCAAAGAGGGUUGAGCCACCAAACCAGGGAUUAUUCAUCAAAGCUAUUACAAUGUGGGAGUAGACCUGACUGAGUACAUUUUCAAUCACGUAAACCAUAACUUUAAAAGCCUGGACUUGUUUUCUUUUUCCACCAGUGCAGAAAAGACAAACAGCAUCUGAGUGUUCUCUGCUUUGGGUUGUCCUUGCUGUUUCUGCAGAGUGCUAUCAAAACAGUCUGCAUCUUCUAUUCAUCGGCCCGGCCACGGUUGUGUUACUAUCGCUCUGAUUCUUCUUUUUGUGUUCUCUUUUUGAAGCGUGGAGUUUUUUUUCGUCCUUCUGUCUUGACUGUCGAUCUGUAGAGUUUGGAUUUGAAUAUAAGGACUCUAAAAAGAACAACUCACCUCCCUCCAUCCCCGAGUUGAGCCAACGGACGCAUCAACAGGGCAGCGCUUUGGCUCUGUAGAGGACUGACGACCCACCAGGGGUCUUUAUCUAAUCUGAACCAUGCAGGCUAGCUCUCAAAUGAGGAAUUUGUCACCGAGGUAAAGACUGCUUUUCUUUGAAUCAGGGACGAGCUGCAACAGCUCAAGAACACAUGACAUAGAUACUCCUAGUUUCGCCCACAUCUUGUCAACUACAGAUGCUGACAAAGGCAUGUGUGUGUGUUUGAUGUGUUUGUUUGUGCGUGUGUGUAUACGGGUUUGUUACCUCAACUGGUUGUUUUUAACAAUUUGGGACAAAUGUUCACUAUCAGUUUUCAUUCUUGAACACACACCUGCAAUGCACACAGCUGAGAUUAUUUUUGUGAAGCGACUUGUUUUGAAUAGAUAGCGAUGUUCAAAGGGGAGAUUUGUGAGGUACCAUGUAUAUAAGCAAUCUGUAACCUUUGUGGCUUUUGUGUGACAGGGAUAAGGUGUUUUUGAAGGUAAAAUAGAUCUUAUAGAAGUAUAUAUUUAAGGCCGUAGCAAAGGCAGCUCUGAAUCCAGGGCGAGAGAGUACAAUAGACGACAGGGAUUGUACAUACUAACCAUAUAUUCGGCAGGAUAUCCCUCAGUGAAACGGACAAAAAAGCAAACACGUUGAUUCUCAGUGGAUCGGUCUCUUUUUUAAAAGUUAUUUAUGCGUGUAUAUAAAGUGUAAUAUGUUGACCAGCAGAGAGAUGGCGAUGUAGAUGCAGAAAGGGAAGACGUAGCCGUGGUGACUCGGACUGUUUUUUUUUUUUUUUGUUUUUGUUUUUUUGAGUGAGCAAUGGUUAGGUCUCUGUCACUGAUGGAGCGCACUUUACCUUAACCCCACCCCCAACACCUGAACACACCUGACCCAUGGGCACACAUACUAAACACUCAUUCACUCCCGUAAAGGUGGAGAUAUACUUGCUUUUAUCUAGACAUGCAAAAACUCAUCAUGGCUGCCGCUCUUUUUUCGACUGGUAAGCGUUUCAGCAGUGCACAGCCUCAAAUAUGAACACACUGUGGAUGAAAGAUGCAGUAUUUUCAUGAACAGGGGUUGCUACAGUCAGUAAGUUUACAUGCAGCCAGAAAAAAGUCCAUGUAAUGUAUUACUUUGACGUACCUGGACUUUUAAAAAUGCUUCAGAAAUGGUAAUUCAUUCAUACCUGUAUACCACAAUGGGAAUGAAAAUCAGCAAAGCCCUCUGUGCAUGCUCCACAGCCUCUGCACCAGGCUUUAAAGAACCUGUAAAGUGAAAAUAGUAAACUGUAUUUAGGUUUGCUGUAUGACAGGUCACUGUGUUAUGAACCCCUAAAUCAGAAUUCAGUAAUAUAAAACUUCCCCAAGUUUAUAAAAUUAAGCUUCAAACUCGGUAAAAUCUGCUGAGCUGAAGCCACGCCCACUCAUGAGAAUUGACAACGUCUGUUUUCUGGCUGAAAUCUCUGUUAUGAUGCUUACAAUGAUCCAUAGAUCACUGUGGCUGAUAGAUUUGGUAAAAUUAUCUCACAAUGACCAAAAAAACAGCAUUUAACUGCCAGUUAACUUUGAAUAAAGGCA
This is a messenger RNA of Cheilinus undulatus (humphead wrasse), 4556 nucleotides long. RefSeq names its product myocyte enhancer factor 2d (gene mef2d). The transcript has 14 exons. Lineage: Eukaryota; Metazoa; Chordata; Actinopteri; Labriformes; Labridae. The record is from RefSeq and is a predicted model, not a curated record. Gene Ontology annotation, biological process: positive regulation of transcription by RNA polymerase II; cell differentiation. The coding region runs from base 536 to 2272 and encodes 578 amino acids. Gene Ontology annotation, molecular function: DNA-binding transcription factor activity, RNA polymerase II-specific; protein dimerization activity; histone deacetylase binding.